UUUGACAUUAAGGACACCCGUGUGUGUGUGUGUGUGUGGUGUGGUGUGUGUCAUCCACAUCUGAGGGUGUUCAAGUGUCAACCAUCCAACUCCAACGAAUGAAGCUUCCUACCAUACUUCCUACUGUUUCAGCUUUUCAACCCCAUCACCAAUAUUAAUUCAAAGCACUCUCCAAUCCAACCCCAUCUCUAUCUCACUCUUGUCUUCUAUUCUCUAACACUCUCACUCUGUUGUUUUCCUUCCCACAGUGCUCUACAAAGGAUCACUUUCAGUUCUACAAGAUUUUUUGACAAUGGAAAGUAAUGAUCAGUGUGGCCAGAGUGUUGUAAGCUUGAAGAGAAAAUCACCAGAAAUUGGAGACCAUUUACUCUUCAAUAACAUCAUUUCUCUGGAUGACCUUAAUGAAGAUCUCUUUGAAAGGAUACUUUCAUGGCUUCCAACUUCCACAUUCUUUCGCCUGAAUUCUGUGUGCAAGAGAUGGAAAUCAGUUGCAUCUUCUGCCAGUUUCAAACUUGCAUGCUCUCACAUUCCCUCAAGGGAUCCUUGGUUUUUGAUGGUUGCUCCCAACCUUAACCAAUCUGUUAUCUUUGACUCUGCUGAGAGUACAUGGAAAAGACUAAACCAUCCACCUCUUCUCCAAGAAGAAUCCAACCAAAAUUGCAUGCCGGUUGCAGCCUCUGGUGGCUUGAUUUGCUACCGUAAGUUAUGCGGAAACUUCAUUGUAAGCAACCCUGUGUCAGGAUCUUGUAGAGAACUCCCUCCACUGCAGCUUGCACCACAACACCAACCUCUCAAUGCCAUUGUGAUGAGCACAACUUCCAAAGACCAACUCUCCUUCAAAAUUGUGUUAGUCUUUGGUGAACUUCCAAAUCUCUUGUUUAAGGUCUACAAUUCAAACUCUGAAUGUUGGGAGGAUGAGACUGCAUUAAGGAGAAAAGUUGAAGAGAAUUCCAUGGAAUACGAUUAUGAUUCCCCUGAUGAGAAUGUUGUGUACUUCCUAAGCAAAGCUGGAAUUCUUGUGGCUAGCAACAUGCAGAGAAGUCCCUCCAAGCAAUAUUCGUCGGUUAUCACUAACAAUGAUGGCGAAGAGAUUGUGUAUUUUCUUAGCUCCUCAGGGAAUGUAGUAGCUUGCAAUUUGACAUGCAAGUGCUUCUUUGAGUACCCCAGGUUGUUGCCUGUUUUUAGUGAGUAUUCCAUUGAUGUUGUGGAGUGCCAAGGGGAGAUGCUAGUUGUUUUGUUAUCAGAGUUUUUGGAAACUGCUACUCUCAGGGUGUGGAAAUAUGAUGAGGCUAAUAGAGGGUGGCAUCAGGUUGCAGCAAUGCCUGCAGCAAAUUCUCAUGAGUGGUAUGGAAAGAAGGCUGAUAUUAACUGUGUUGGUGCUGGUAACCAAAUCUUUAUAUGCUUGAGCUCCACUGAGUUAUGCACUUAUAUUUUGUGUGAUUUGGAGACCAACAAAUGGGUUGAAUUGCCAAAAUGUUGCAUAAAUGGAGAAGACAUAGACUUUAUGUCUGCCUUUUCAUUUGAGCCUCGGAUAGAGGCUUCUGUGUGACAGCAAAAUGGCCUUGACUUUGAUUACCAUCUCUUGUUACAACUUUUCUUAUCUUGUACUUGAAUUGUUAAAAGGGAAAUUGGUAGCCAGUGGAAGAGAUGGAAACUAACCAAGUGAGUGAUUGCUAACUAAGAUAAUUUUUGUUUUCAUUGGUUAUUUAGGUAGAUAUUGUUUUCAGUGAUGUUACUUUCACGAAUGACCUUCUUGAUGAUUCUUUUCAUUUUUCUUGGCUUUACUUCUGAAGUGAAACAUAUGUUGGUGAAUGAAGUUGACGGGUACCUGCUUCACAUGGGAAAACAAUUAGUUCUUUGAGCAUGCUUGUUUCUCUUUCAUAUGUUGUGGCUCUUUAAGAUAGAAAAACUAUAGUUGCAACCAGACAGAACCAAACUACAUACGUUGACCAAAAUAUGUAGGAAAAAAUAUUUAAUUAUUUAAUUGGUCCCUACAUUUGUCCA
Messenger RNA from Cajanus cajan (pigeon pea), 2004 nucleotides. Its product is annotated as F-box only protein 13. NCBI's taxonomy places the organism in Eukaryota, Viridiplantae, Streptophyta, Magnoliopsida, Fabales, Fabaceae. Gene Ontology annotation, molecular function: protein binding. The record is from RefSeq and is a predicted model, not a curated record.